CUGGCGUGGACGAUGGUGUCUCCACUCCAGACGAAGCAGGAUUAACUAUACAAUGAGAUGAGGACCCAAGGAGACCUGGAUUUUCAUCCAUCUCACUAAGAGAUGACUUCCUCUUUAUGCAUCUAACAAGACUCUGGUCGUAAAGGCAAUGAACUUAUCCCUUUCCUUUCCUUGGGAAUUAUUUCCAAAUCAAAGUAUUCAGGAUCAUCAUGGUAUAUAUAGUUGCAGGCCACCAUUUUGGUUGAGCUGGACCUCUGUUCCUCCGGCUUCUUAGCUGACCUCUGCAGAGAUUAUGGGUUGCUGUUGCAGUUUGGACUAUGAGUGGGAUGAGGAUAUUGAAAUCUGCGAGACGUGUCACUACCCCAUUGACCUCGCUGCUAAGAACCAGAGGCUGGCUUUAAAUGGCUCCGAGUUGUACAACCCGCUCUUAUCUCCGGAUUCGGCGCCUCCUCCCAGUUCACCUCUUCAAGAUAAACUGGUGGUCGCAUUGUAUGAUUAUGACUCGACCCAUGAAGGAGACUUGGUGCUCCGGACGGGCGAACAGCUCCGGGUUUUGGAAGAGUCUGGGGAAUGGUGGAAAGCGCAGUCGCUCACAACGGGGAAAGUGGGCUACAUCCCAUGCAACUUCGUCGCGAAGAUGAACAGUCUGGAACAAGAGCCGUGGUUUUUCAAAGCUCUCAGCAGGAAGGAUGCCGAGCGACAGCUCUUGACCGCGGGCAACACACACGGCGCCUUCCUCAUCCGGGAAAGCGAAUCCACCAAAGGUUCCUUCAGCCUCUCCGUACGAGACUUUGACCAGAACCAAGGGGAAGUUGUGAAGCACUACAAGAUCCGCAACAUGGACAACGGCGGCUUCUACAUCUCCCCCCGCAUCACCUUCGACAGCUUGCACAACCUGGUGGAGCAUUAUAUGCGUAACACGGAUGGCCUUUGCACCCGGCUUGGCAAGCCCUGCCAGACCCAGAAGCCACAGAAGCCCUGGUGGCAGGACGAAUGGGAAGUGCCACGCGAAAACCUCAAGCUGGAGGAGAAACUGGGAGCAGGCCAGUUUGGAGAAGUCUGGAAGGGUAUGUAUAAUGGACACACCAAGGUGGCUAUCAAGAGUCUAAAGCAAGGCACCAUGUCUCCCGAAGCCUUCCUCGCCGAAGCCAACCUGAUGAAGAAACUGCGGCACCCGCGGCUGGUGCGGCUAUAUGCUGUGGUGACCCAGAGGCCCAUGUACAUCAUCACCGAAUUCAUGGAAAAAGGCAACUUGGUGGACUUUCUGAAAGGCCCCGAAGGCAGCAAACUGACCAUCUAUAAACUGCUGGACAUGUCAGCUCAGAUAGCAGAAGGGAUGGCCUUCCUUGAGAAGAAGAAUUACAUCCAUCGUGACCUGAGGGCUGCCAACAUCCUGGUUUCGGAGGCGCUCUGCUGCAAGAUUGCCGAUUUUGGCUUGGCUCGGCUUAUCGAGGAUGAUGAAUACACGGCUCAGGAAGGCGCCAAGUUCCCCAUCAAGUGGACAGCUCCGGAGGCCAUUAAUUACGGGACGUUCACCAUCAAAUCCGACGUCUGGUCCUUUGGUGUCCUGCUGACUGAAAUCAUCACCUACGGACGGAUUCCUUAUCCAGGGAUGAGCAACCCAGAAGUCAUCCAAAACCUGGAACGCGGCUAUCGAAUGCCGGCCCCAGAAAACUGUCCUCCGGAGCUCUACAAACUGAUGCUGCUGUGUUGGAAGGACAGCCCUGAGCAGCGGCCGACCUUUGAGUUCCUGAAAGGGGUCUUGGAGGACUUUUUCACCGCCACCGAAGGACAAUACGAGCAGCAGGUCUGAGGAGGAAGACCCUCGGACAAGGACUGCAUGCAAACUAGAAGGAGGAAUCUCCAAGCAUUUUGGUCCCUCCUGAGACAUAUGCAGACAAGGAUCUCCCAAAAAAGAUGCAGGAUGGAGUUGAUACAUCUGGAACUUGUGGGAGACAUGGUCAUUCUGUGACUGGAAGCCUGUUCUCUUAAUCCCAGAUACCUAUGGGAAGACAUUAUUUAGGAGAUAAUAUUAUGGCUUAGAUGUCUUUACACAUUCCUGAAUAGGUUCUAGGAGUUAGGAGACAUUUGAAGACAAGGAUCACCAAAAAAGAUGCAGGAAGGAGUUGAUACAUCUGGAACUUGUGGGAGACGUGGUCAUUCUGUGACUGGAAGCCUGUACUCUUAAUCCCAUAUACGUAUCUAUGGGUAGACAUUAUUUAGGAGAUGCUAUUAUGGCUUAGAUGUCUUUACACAUUCCCGAAUGGGUUCUAGGGUUUAGGAGACAAUGUAAUGGCCAUAUGUCUUUAUACAUUUCUGAACAAGUUCUAGAGUUUGGGAGACAUGAUUGUGGCUCAGAUGUCUUUACAUAUUCCUGAAUGGGUUCUAGGUGUUAUGAGACAUUUGCAGACAAGGAUCGCCCAAAAAAGAUGCAGGAAUGAGUUUAUACAUCUGGAACUUGUGGGAGACACGGUCAUUCUGAGACUGGAAGCCUGUUCUCUUGAUCCCAGAUAUCUAUGGGAAGACAUUAUUUAGGAGAUAAUAUUAUGGCUUAGAUGUCUUUACACAUUCAUGAAUGGGUUCUAGGCUUUAGGAGACAUUGUUAUGUGUCAGGAGUCUUUACACAUUCCUGAACGGGUUCUAGGCUUUAGGAAACAAUAUAAUGGCCAUACUUAUGUCUUAAUACAUUUCUGAUCAAGUUCUAGGUUUCGGGAGACAUAAUGAUGUCUCCCACAAGUUCCAGAUGUAUCAACUCCAUCCUGCGAUCCUUGUCUGCAAAUGUCUCAUAACACCUAGAGACAUUUGAAGACAAGGAUCACCAAAAAAGAUGCAGGAAGGAGUUGAUAUAUCUGGAACUUGUGGUUUUAGGAGACAUUAUUAUGGCUCAGAAGUCUUUACACGUUCUUCAGUUGCCUCUCUCUGGGAAUGUAGGACAUGUCCUGGAAAAGGAGGGCGUCUGCAAUCCUGAGAGACUAGGAUUCGAAUACAAGAUCUGUCAUUUUUGUUUAAAAUUGGGUUGUUAUGGGCAAAGACACACUCUCACAGCCUUAAGUCGAAGGUUGUGGUAAACCUUUCGCAAGCUGAACAACUGUAAGAACAGCAACUCAUCCUUAGAAAAGGUUUUAUUUUUAAUGAGCAAAUUAACUGGAAAAUGUUACACGUUAAAUUAAAAUUACAAAUUACAUGUUAAAA
Molecule: messenger RNA, 3192 nt
Organism: Sceloporus undulatus (fence lizard)
Lineage: Eukaryota; Metazoa; Chordata; Lepidosauria; Squamata; Phrynosomatidae
Gene: LCK
Product: LCK proto-oncogene, Src family tyrosine kinase
Exons: 14
Coding region: 293-1813 (506 amino acids)
Biological process (GO): cell surface receptor protein tyrosine kinase signaling pathway; protein phosphorylation; T cell differentiation
Cellular component (GO): extrinsic component of cytoplasmic side of plasma membrane
Molecular function (GO): ATP binding; signaling receptor binding; non-membrane spanning protein tyrosine kinase activity
Source: RefSeq, a predicted model, not a curated record